Messenger RNA from Haliaeetus leucocephalus (bald eagle), 1037 nucleotides. It is a transcript of the gene VIP, whose product is annotated as vasoactive intestinal peptide. Gene Ontology annotation, molecular function: peptide hormone receptor binding; neuropeptide hormone activity. Gene Ontology annotation, biological process: adenylate cyclase-activating G protein-coupled receptor signaling pathway; positive regulation of penile erection; phospholipase C-activating G protein-coupled receptor signaling pathway. Gene Ontology annotation, cellular component: neuron projection; extracellular region; perikaryon. NCBI's taxonomy places the organism in Eukaryota, Metazoa, Chordata, Aves, Accipitriformes, Accipitridae. Bases 170 to 766 code for a protein of 198 amino acids. The record is from RefSeq and is a predicted model, not a curated record. The transcript has 7 exons.
UGCGGCGAGACGGAGCUCUCCUCUUCUUCCUCCUCCUCCUCCUCCGCCGCCGCCGCCCCGGAGAGCCGCGCAGCGGGGCAGGGCGCAGGCCCCCAGCAGCGCAGCCUUCCCCUCCGCUCCGCGCCCGCCCAGCCAGCCCCACCGACGGACUCGCGGCUCCGUGGCGGCCAUGGAGCACCGCGGCGCCUCCCCGCUCCUCCUGGCCCUCGCCCUCCUCAGCGCCCUCUGCUGGCGGGCGCGGGCGCUGCCCCCGCGGGGGGCCGCCUUCCCCCCCGUCCCGCGACUGGGAAACAGAAUGCCAUUUGAUGGAGCCAGUGAACCUGACCAUGCCCACGGGUCAUUAAAGUCUGAAUCGGGCAUUUUGCAGAACACACUACCUGAAAAUGAGAAAUUCUAUUUUGAUCUGUCCAGAAUUAUUGAUAGAAAUGCAAGGCAUGCUGAUGGAAUUUUCACCAGUGUCUACAGCCAUCUUUUGGCUAAACUUGCUGUGAAGAGAUAUCUGCAUUCGCUUAUUAGAAAACGAGUUAGCUCCCAGGAGAGUCCUGUCAAACGCCACUCUGAUGCUGUCUUCACUGACAACUACAGCCGCUUUAGAAAGCAAAUGGCUGUGAAGAAAUACUUAAACUCAGUUUUAACUGGAAAAAGAAGCCAGGAAGAGCUAAACCCUGCUAAACUUCGAGAUGAAGCAGAACUUCUUGAACCUUCCUUUUCAGAAAACUAUGAUGCUGUAGAUGAGCUGCUGAGCCACCUCCCACUGGACCUCUGAGGGACACCUGGUAAAGUCUAUGACAAGAACAAGCUAUUUUUGAGUUCCACAUAGUAUUUCAAAGAGAUGACUUCGGUCAUCAAACCAGAACAAAUAUGUUGUGAAGUGAAAGUUGUGAUAUAUUUGUUUCUUAUGUAAUAAAAGUUGAUAUUUACAUUGUAAAUACUACUCUAGAGUUCUCUACUGAAAGCUGUACAUAUGGAUGCCAGUUUAACUCAUGAGAAGUCUGUGAGUCCAUAUGCUGUAAAUCCUUUACUUCAAUAAAUUCAUU